This is a messenger RNA of Adineta ricciae, 573 nucleotides long. The record is from the annotation of a GenBank genome assembly. NCBI's taxonomy places the organism in Eukaryota, Metazoa, Rotifera, Eurotatoria, Adinetida, Adinetidae.
AUGUCGAAUGAACGUGAUGGGACUGUGACGGUUUACGUGGGUGAUUUAUCAGAACAUGCAUCAGAAGAAGAUAUCAGGAGCACAUUUAGCACUUAUGGAACAAUAGAAAAUAUGUGGUUAUCCAGGAAACCAGCUGGAUAUGGUUUUAUUGAUUUUCGACGUCAUCGUGAUGCUGCUGAUGCUGUUCGUGCACUCAAUGGAAAAUUGAUUGGCGGCUCAAGUGUCCGCGUAGAAUUUUCUCACGGACGUGGACGGAUGAAAGCAUCAGAACGUACUCAUCGAAAACUACGUAGUCCUUCAUCUUCUGUACGACGACGUUUUAGUCCACGUGAUGUUUGUUAUGAAUGUGGCAGUCGUGGUCAUUACGGUUAUGAUUGUGAGAUUCGAUUACGACGUCAACAACGAAAUCGAUCCAAACAAAGAAGUCGCAGUCCUAGACGACGACGAACACAUCGCCAUAACGAACAAUCAUCAUCACGACGUUCCAAAAGAGACCAUCGACGUAGUCGAUCAAAAAAUCGUUCGCGUUCAAAAUCAGACAGUUAUUCUCGAUCGCGUUCACGAUCUCGCUAA